AUGGAAAGGAACCUGAGUGAUAUUGUCUGCUAUCGUUCCAGGCGUCCUAGCAUUGAUGAAGGCCAAGCAUCAAAUGAGGAAGACAGCUCUCAUGGACCUGCAAGGACUCAUUCUCUUGACUGUACGAAAUUAGCAGAGUUGUAUGAUUCACCCAACGCAAGGUCUGAUCACGGUAGCUCUCUUCAUCUUGGAUAUUCUUGUAUUGAUCGAGCUGCCAUUAUUGCUGAUGCUUGGAAUCAUUUGAGACGCUCUAUUGUUUACUUCAGAGGGCAGCCUGUUGGCACAAUUGCUGCCCUUGAUCACUCUUCCAAUGAUGCAUUAAACCAUGAUCAGGUUCUCCUCCAAAUUCCAUUUCACUCAGAUCAUAGUUAUUUUCUUUGUCAAUAA
This is a messenger RNA of Hevea brasiliensis (rubber tree), 387 nucleotides long. RefSeq names its product alkaline/neutral invertase CINV2-like. Bases 1 to 387 code for a protein of 128 amino acids. NCBI's taxonomy places the organism in Eukaryota, Viridiplantae, Streptophyta, Magnoliopsida, Malpighiales, Euphorbiaceae. Gene Ontology annotation, molecular function: sucrose alpha-glucosidase activity; endo-alpha-N-acetylgalactosaminidase activity. The transcript has a single exon. The record is from RefSeq and is a predicted model, not a curated record. Gene Ontology annotation, biological process: sucrose catabolic process.